ACAAUCCUCGAUGUCGGUACAGGGACUGGUAGAUGGGCUGUUGAUAUGGCUCGACGCUAUCCUCAUGCACGUGUCUAUGGUAUUGAUCUCAGACAAGUCGAUAUUGAUCCUGCUACAGCUGCUCAAGGUUGUCUACCACUUCCGAGUAAUGUCGUGUUUGAGACGGUGAAUGUCAUGGAAGGGUUUCCCUUCAAUACGGGGACUUUUGAUUUCGUACACUCACGACUUCUUGUGGGUGGUAUCACGAAUUGGGAGACUUACCUAGCGAAUCUCUUUCGCAUUACUCGGCGAGCAGGGAAAGUCGAGUGUAUCGAGGUGGAAUUAUUGCCUAUUUCUAGAAAUGGCAAGCAUCCACGGGCCAUUGAAGCAUGGACGGCACUGAGUUCAACACUGUUGCGCAAAAGACAACUAGAUCCACAGUGUGCGACUGCCUUGAAGGAUCGCAUGAUGCAGGCUGGAUUUGAGUCUGUGGCAGAAGAAAUCCUAGAAGUGCCAGUA
Protomyces lactucae-debilis is the source of this 498-nucleotide messenger RNA. RefSeq names its product S-adenosyl-L-methionine-dependent methyltransferase. The record is from RefSeq and is a predicted model, not a curated record. NCBI's taxonomy places the organism in Eukaryota, Fungi, Ascomycota, Taphrinomycetes, Taphrinales, Protomycetaceae. The annotation marks the transcript as partial. The transcript has a single exon.